Messenger RNA from Triplophysa dalaica, 1272 nucleotides. RefSeq names its product claudin 10b (gene cldn10b). The record is from RefSeq and is a predicted model, not a curated record. Gene Ontology annotation, molecular function: structural molecule activity. Lineage: Eukaryota; Metazoa; Chordata; Actinopteri; Cypriniformes; Nemacheilidae. The transcript is spliced from 5 exons. Bases 60 to 782 code for a protein of 240 amino acids. Gene Ontology annotation, biological process: bicellular tight junction assembly; cell adhesion. Gene Ontology annotation, cellular component: bicellular tight junction; plasma membrane.
AUCAGUUGAUGUGCGCUGACUGAAACGACACAAACGUGCGGCGCUGAAGAACGCUUACAAUGAGUAAUAUGGUGAGAGAAAUCCUGGCGUUCAUCCUCACCACCUCCGGCUGGAUUCUGGUGUCCUCUACUUUACCUACAGAUUACUGGAAGGUUUCUUCAAUCGACGGCACAGUUAUCACCACGGCCACCUUCUGGUCUAACCUGUGGAAAACAUGUGUGACCGAUUCCACCGGAGUCUCCAACUGUAAAGAUUUCCCAUCCAUGCUGGCUUUAGAUGGAUACAUUCAGGUGUGUCGAGGAUUGAUGAUCUCUUCUGUUUGUCUUGGAUUUUUUGGAUCAAUAUUUGCUCUCAUUGGUAUGAAAUGCACUAAAAUCGGAGGACUUGACGAAACUAAAGCCAGAGUCGUCUGCUUUGCUGGUCUCAACUUUAUUUGUACUGGUCUGUGCUCUCUCGCCGCAUGCUCUCUCUACGCUCACAGAAUCACCUCUGAGUUUUUCGACCCCAUGUUUGUUGCACAGAAGUAUGAAUUAGGAGCGGCGUUGUUCAUCGGUUGGGCCGGAUCGGUUCUGUGUAUUUUAGGAGGACUGAUCUUCUGCCUCUCGUUGUCUGAUGGACUGGAUCAAAGCAGUUCUCCCCAUCAUUCAGACAGAAGAGCAUUUAUCAACAGCGGUGUUUCUGGAAUAUCUUCUCGUGUGGUGUCACAGCGCCAGACGUCACACAACAGAAGACCAGACUACAGCAACACUUCACAACACUUUGACAAAAAUGUUUAUGUAUAACCCACUCUUUCAUUUCACACUUCUCUUCUCUACUCACACUUGAAUGUAUGACUUUAUGUGUUCUUUAACAUCAGUUAAUCCAUUCUCCAGGAACCAAAGCUUUUCACAGCAUUUAUUACAUGCUUGUUAUAUCACUUGAUGAAAAUCUAUGUUAUCACUGAAAUACUAUUUACAGUACUUCACGUUUGUGCGUGAAACAAGGUAAAAUUAGAGAUGGUUAAACGAUGAUUUCAAGAGUAAAAUCAAAAUCAAAAUACUAUACAAUAUUUUAAUUUUCAUGAUGGGUCAGUGAUUUGUGUUUGUUUUGUUGCUUUGAACAGCUGCUAAUUAAGUUCCCAAUUUUACACAAGAAAUACAAUGUCAUAAAACUGUCCGAUACACGAUACUGAAAUUACAUUGGACAGAAGAACUUUCAAGACAGAUAUUCUGAAAAACGAUUGUACACCCUAAUGUUUAACCACUCAAUUAAUAUAAUAAACAUUGAAAAAUA